Phytomonas sp. Hart1 is the source of this 1005-nucleotide messenger RNA. The record is from the annotation of a GenBank genome assembly. NCBI's taxonomy places the organism in Eukaryota, Euglenozoa, Kinetoplastea, Trypanosomatida, Trypanosomatidae.
AUGUGGGCCAUCACGAAACGACCAAUUCUAAAUACUGAGGCAGGUCGGCAGCUCGAAGCGAGACGAAAGCUCUGUGACUUUCAGAGCAACAUGUGGCUUUUGCCAUCACAUUUGCACAUUUUGAGGUUAAGAACGGGUACUCGGAACUCGACUCUGGUUCUUCCGGCUGAAGACUUUAUUGAGAUCUCGCCCAGGGCCUUUCCAGUUUCUCAAGUGCCACCUCGAUUCCUGUCCACCAUCGCGGAACACGCACCACCGUCAGCGAUACUAGGGAAGCCCCCAAUAAUUUUUGAUGUGGCAGAUUCUGGUACUUAUUUCUGGCGGUUGUCAACCAUGGAUGAGUAUUUGGACGCGAGUUUAAUCUGGAGCGAGAUGUCCUUUCCUCGCAAUUGGCUUUUGUGUUCCUCUAGAGUAGUUGAGUGGCCUCAGACUCGUCUCCAGCCGCUCAUGAUUCUUAACGCGCACGAAACCACUAACCCUUUUCUGCUUGAUCCCCUUUUAGAACAUAUAAACCUAAAAGAUGGCAAUCCUCUACCGAAAUACUUAAGCAGUGGUUUAACGACAGUGGCUGCCCAAUUCAAGUACUCAUCGUUUCGCUGGCUUGAGGCCAGCGAGGCGUCGUCAGUUGUUAAGAGUUCAGCUACGCCACAUUUGGUUUCCAUUCUUGCGAAGAUGCAUCUUUUGCACAUUUCGCAACUUCCCAUUGAGAUUCAACGGAAAAUGGUGAUGAAAAUACCUCGCUUUGUCCUUUUAAGAUCAAAUAUUAUGCCUUUUGUUUAUAUCGAAAAUAAAGGAUGGCUUUCUCGAAAACGCAUAUGUUUUACCGAGCAGAUCACACGUUCUGACCUUCCUCUUUCAAAUGAAGAACUUUCUCAUCAGCCAUUAAUUUGGCUAGCUGUCAAUGCGGAUGACGCGAUGGCUGUGUCAAACACAUAUCUUGUUCGGUACUAUGUCACUCAACGACUCUUUUAUAAUGCUUCCCAAUUAAAGACGGAGGCAUCUUAA